This is a messenger RNA of Saccostrea cuccullata (small rock oyster), 1206 nucleotides long. Its product is annotated as GTPase IMAP family member 9-like. Bases 1 to 1206 code for a protein of 401 amino acids. The record is from RefSeq and is a predicted model, not a curated record. The transcript has a single exon. Lineage: Eukaryota; Metazoa; Mollusca; Bivalvia; Ostreida; Ostreidae. Gene Ontology annotation, molecular function: GTP binding.
AUGGAAAAAGAAAUAAGGAUUGUGUUAAUUGGAAAAACUGGAAGCGGGAAAAGUGCUUCAGGGAACACAAUUCUUGGAGAGAAAUUGUUUGAAUCUAGCAUUUCCGGGUCAUCAGUUACAAGUGUAUGUUCACAAAAGCAUGCUGUCAGAUUUGAUAAAAAAAUUCUAGUCGUCGAUACUCCUGGAAUAUUUGAUACUAGACAUUCAGUGGACAAAAUUCAAAACGAAAUAGUUAAAUGCAUCACCAUUACAUCACCAGGCCCUCAUGCAUUCAUUCUGGUUUUAUCUUUAACCAGAUACACAGAAGAAGAACACAAAUCCGUCAUGCACUUCGUCAAACAUUUUGGUGAAGACAUAUACACAUAUUUUAUUAUUUUAUUUACUCGCAAAGAUGAUUUAGAUGACGAAGGAAUAAGUUUAUUAGAGCAUAUAAGAACAGUUCCACCAGAGCUUACCCAAUUUAUUCAGAAAUGCGGCGGGAGAGUAAUGGCAUUUAACAAUAAACUGAAGGGCGAAGAAAAGGAUGCACAGGUUGUGGAGCUAUUGUCAAUGAUUUUAGACAACGUGAAACGAAACGAGGGUAAAUGUUACACAGACAAGAUGUACUCAGAAGCUGAAAAACUUAUCAGGAAGAGGGAAGAAGAAGACCUUCGAAAGGCUAAAGAGAAACGAGAAAAAGAAGUACAGGCCAUAGAAAGUAGGCUGGCGGAUAAAUACAACAAACAAAUACAAGCGGAACAACGAAAAAAUCAGGAAACACUAUCCGCACUAAACGAACUAAGGCAAGAGCAAAAUAAUAAAAAGAGUGAAUCGAUUUUUUUACAGCAACAGAUAGAAGAUUUAAAAAAGCAACUGAAUGAAAGCAAAGGAAAAGAAGAAAGUAAGGAAAUGACACAAAUUUUGAAAAUGUUGCAGAAUGAAUUAGCCGAUAAAAAAGAAAAUGUAGAAAGGAGUGCAAAGAGAAUUAGCGAGUUAGAGAAGUCCAAAGAGACGGAAGAAAAAAAAUUAACAGAUCUGCAAAAAGAACAUGAAUCGGAUAAAAGAAAAUUGAAAGAAGACACAGAAAAAGAACUACUCAAAGUAAAGGAAAGCGCGCGGGACAAAAUAAGAGAAGAAGUUGAGAAAGAGAAAGGCUUUUUCAGUUUAGCUAAAGAUUUGAUUGUUUGUGGGUUAAAAAAACUGAAUCCUUUCAACUGGUUUAAAUGA